Molecule: messenger RNA, 2168 nt
Organism: Gryllus bimaculatus (two-spotted cricket)
Lineage: Eukaryota; Metazoa; Arthropoda; Insecta; Orthoptera; Gryllidae
Source: the annotation of a GenBank genome assembly
AUGGUGCAAGGAACUGACCUGAUGACCUUUCAGUAUAUGGAGAAGAGGCUUGAAGAAUAUAGGGCUCGCAGGAGAAAUGAGCAAGCCUUAUCAAAUGUUAGUAGUACAUCAAAACAGACAGUUCCCGUCAUGACGUCGGCAGGGUCGUCAACGACAGUGGGCCAAGACCGUCUGGUGAACGACGUGCCAUCAGAUACAGAAUCAUUGAUAUCUAAUGCCAGUGCAUCUGUAAUAGAAGAACCACCCAAAUCAUUAUCACAAACUGAUAUAGCUAUUUAUGUGGUGUCUGCAAUAUUCUGGUUAACUGUUUAUGCCAUCGCUAUACAUUUUGAAUUCGGUGCAGUGUAUUUUGUAGUUUCAUUAUUGUUUUUCAUAUGGAAAAAUACAAGGACAGGUCCUAAGAAGAAAAAUGAAAUAAGUGCUUAUUCAGUUUUCAAUCCAAAUUGUGAAGCUAUUGAUGGAACAUUGAAAGCAGAACAAUUUGAAAGAGAAAUUCGCUAUGGGCCUGCAAGUGUACAUUAGUUUUGUUUAGAAUGAGAAAUAGGAAUUUAUGAUAAUUUAUUUAUAAUUUUGUGUUGUGACUGCAUUUGGUCUGUGUGCCGCACAAAAAGAGGGAAAAAGAAAUUUCAAUGAAGCAUAGUAUUUUGUACAUAUUGUUUUUAAAACAAUGAGAACCCAUCUGAAACUUUUAUUCAGUAUUUGUGCUGGUAGCAUAAAUGCAACAAUGAUUUCCAGAAUAUGUAACCUAUCUUUUUGUGGUUGUGAAAUUAUAAAAAAAAAAACAAUAGUGAAUUAAAUGGUUCUCUUUUGCAUUCUUGUUUUUCUGGUCCACCUUCAUGAAAUGCAUUUUUUUUUUAAGAUUAAGGUAAAUUUUAUUUGAUGUAAUUGCUUUUUUAAACAUUAGCAAAGCACAUAAAUGUGUACUAACCUCUGAACUACCCUAUUAAUGUAUUCACAUAUAAUGCCAAUAUCUUUUCCUUAUCCUUCUUCACAUUCUGUUUUGGCCUUCCUUACCAUGAAGAGAUUCAACUGUGUGCAAUGUUACUUCAACUGUAAAGUGUGUGCGCUGGUAAAUCUCGUUCACUAGACUUGUCUUUUGCUCUCAUUGCUGGAAAAUUCAACAAAACAUCACACCACACUUAUGUUUCUAUCAACAACUGAUUGUGUCUGCAGAGUUAUUUUGAAAAUGCUACAAUUGAUACAAGAAAUCAGUUUUUAAUACUUUCUGAAAUACUGUAAUUCUAUGAAUAUAAUUCAUCCCAAACCUGGUUAUACAAGUGAAAUCUUGAAGUGGAACUACUUUAUAUAUAUAUUUAUAUCAUAUAUUAUGUUAAGUUAAAUCAUAUAUUACGUUUCAUCAACGUCACUAAAGUUUUCUGUUCAUUCACAAUGAAUUCUAAAACCAAAUAAAUUUGAAAAUAGCUUAGAAUGCUUUGAAUAGCUUUGAAAAUAGAAUUCAUACAUUUAUAUAUUGAGGGUAAAUUUAAGCUAUUUUCAAAACAGUUUUGGUUUUAGAAUUCAUUGUGAAUGAACAGAAAACUUUAGUGACGUUGAUGAAACGUAAUAUAUGAUUUAACUUUAUAUGUUAAUGACACUGACACAAUGUAAUAAUGUGUUAAGUAUGAAAAUGAAGCUGUAUUGUCAGAAGAAGAUUGUUAGCAAUUUCUCAGAAUCAUUUCACGUGAAGCCUCAGUUUAUGAUUGGUUUUUGCAGAUAAUAUUAGUGUGGAAUUAUAUUUCGCAAUGUAUUCAUAAGAAAUAAGUUUUUGAUGUUUCUAUUAGGAACCUAAAUACUGGUUGCCAUGGAAUAAAGAAAAAACAUUUUAAUAUUGUUUAUUCUAUUUAUGAACUGGAAAUUCAUUAUAAUAGGGUGGGGAAUAAAAUUUACUGCACACACAGUAACAUAAGUGAAAAAUGUGCAUUUGCUGAAGGGUUAAUGAUACACGACUGCUGUAGGCCUACAUGAGAGUAACAAGGCCUCAAACAAGUAACAUAUGUUAAUUGUUUUGAAAUUUAGUAUUUAAAUCAUGGAUUAUUUGUUUAUAGUCUUUUCGAAAUUGAAGAAUGAACAUGGAGUAAUGCAAAAAGGUUUAAAUAAUUAGAAUGUCAUUACCGACUUCAAAAGAUAAGUUUUUGGUUUCUUUUGUGAAUUGCUUUGAAUGACUAUAA